CCACCGCCACCACCAGAGUUACUCCAACAACAAUAUCUCUAUGGUAGCGUACCAGACGGAACCAGUCAGGCCGUGAUUAAAAACCUGGCUUAUAACCAAGGUCAAGGACAACCCACGACCUAUGCCCCUGGUACGGGAGAAGCUGUGAAUGAACAACUACAGAAAGCCAACGUUUCUAACAUUCCAGCCUCAUCAGCUCCUUAUAAGGUUGAGAAGAGAACAGUAGGACAAGAGCCCCCAGCUGUACCCCAGAACUUUCAGUUGGUACCAGUACGUAAUGAGAAGUCUAAUACCCCACCCCCUGUACCCUCCACCAGCCAUGUUAAACCUAAUCUAGAUGCUAUUGAUAAAAAUGUCUGAAAAGUGU
Messenger RNA from Lottia gigantea (owl limpet), 367 nucleotides. RefSeq lists its product as hypothetical. The record is from RefSeq and is a predicted model, not a curated record. NCBI's taxonomy places the organism in Eukaryota, Metazoa, Mollusca, Gastropoda, Lottiidae. The annotation marks the transcript as partial. The transcript has 2 exons.